Papilio machaon (common yellow swallowtail) is the source of this 1214-nucleotide messenger RNA. RefSeq names its product regucalcin-like. Gene Ontology annotation, molecular function: gluconolactonase activity; calcium ion binding; enzyme regulator activity. Lineage: Eukaryota; Metazoa; Arthropoda; Insecta; Lepidoptera; Papilionidae. The record is from RefSeq and is a predicted model, not a curated record. Gene Ontology annotation, biological process: L-ascorbic acid biosynthetic process. The coding region runs from base 275 to 1189 and encodes 304 amino acids. The transcript is spliced from 6 exons.
GUCUGACGUCUAAUAGAGUCGAUUUUCUAAUUGUCCUUUUGUGAUGUAAAUGACAACACGUGUGGAAUUUUACCCAAUAAAAGGCCUCCGGAUACCUUUCGCUUCACUUUUGUGUUCCUAAUUAGUUAUCUAUAGGUUGUAUAACUACGAGAACAAUAUUAAAUUUAGUACAUUUAGAUAGAACUUAAAAUCUUAUGUCAAGUAAUGAAAGGUCAAAAUGUUAUGAAAGGUCAUUGUACAGUACAAGCACAGAAUAAACAAAAUAACCAAGGAGAUGGCGCCACAAGUGACAGCGGUGACGGAGCCAGUGACGCUGGGCGAGGGCCCGCACUGGGACCAUAGAGAACAGGCGCUCUACUUCGUUAGCAUCUUUGACCGCUCUAUCCACAAAUACGUCCCUGCCACAAAGAAACAUACGAGAUCUGUCCUAGAUGACUUAGUUGGCUUCAUAGUGCCAAUAGAAGGCAAACCAAAUCAUUUCGUGGUCGGUCUGAAGCGUCGUAUAGCUGAAGUCAUCUGGGACGGUCAAGACGGUACCGCAAAAGUUAUUCGUACCAUCGCAGAGAUAGACAAACAUAACCCCGAGAACAGACUCAAUGAUGGCAAAGCUGAUCCUAGAGGACGACUAUUUGCUGGUACAAUGGGCUAUGAAUACGAACCAGGCAAGUUCUAUCACAAGAAAGGUGCCUUAUACCGGUUCGAUCCUGACGGCAAAGUGCACACUUUGGCUGAGAACAUCGACAUAUCUAACGGACUUUGCUGGGAUGUUGAGGAAAAGGCAUUUUAUUACGCGGACUCCUUUGAAUAUGCGAUCAGAAGAUACGACUAUAAUAUUGAAACUGGCGAUAUUUCUAACCCAAAAUUCGUAUUCAACUACAAGGACCACGGGUUGGAGGGAAUUGUCGAUGGUAUGACCAUAGACACAGAAGGUAACCUCUGGGUUGCCAACUUCGAUGGUCAUCAGGUACUAAAAAUCGACCCCAAGAAAGGCAAACUUCUGCAAAAGAUUCGUAUCCCCGCACUUCAAGUGACCUCCGCAACAUUCGGAGGUCCAAACCUGGACAUUUUAUAUGUGACGUCAGCCUGUAUGAACCGCGGGGUCGAACAGAAACCUCCUUGCGGGUCUACAUUCCAACUGACAGGUCUCGGAGUCAAAGGUCAUCCCAACGCUAAUGCCAGAUUUGAUUAAAAUAAUAAACUGGAAUAAAAAUAUU